This is a messenger RNA of Equus quagga, 6465 nucleotides long. RefSeq names its product extra spindle pole bodies like 1, separase (gene ESPL1). The coding region runs from base 58 to 6384 and encodes 2108 amino acids. Gene Ontology annotation, molecular function: cysteine-type endopeptidase activity. NCBI's taxonomy places the organism in Eukaryota, Metazoa, Chordata, Mammalia, Perissodactyla, Equidae. Gene Ontology annotation, cellular component: cytoplasm; nucleus; centrosome. The record is from RefSeq and is a predicted model, not a curated record. Gene Ontology annotation, biological process: meiotic chromosome separation; proteolysis. The transcript is spliced from 31 exons.
ACGAAGGUUACCUUUCGGAUCCUUGAGAAGUACUUAACCCGGCGGCCCUCCGGCGCCAUGAGGAGCUUCAAAGGAGUCAACUUUGGAGCUCUGCUAAGCAGCCAGAAGGAGGCCGAAGAUCUGCUACCUGACCUGAAGGAGUUCUUGUCCAAGCUUCCAGCUGGUUCUCCCAGCUGCCCAUCUGAUGCCGAGAGGAGACAAGCUUGUGAUGCCAUCCUCAGGGCUUGCAACCAGCAGCUGACUGCCAAGCUAGUUUGCCGUGAGCACCUAGGGAGCCUGCUGGAGCUGGCAGAGCUGGCUUGCAAUGGCUACUUGGAGUCCACCCCCCAGCGCCCACCCCUCUACCUGGAGCGAAUUCUCUUCAUCUUUCUGCGGAACGUUGCCACACAGGGAAUCCCAGAGGCCACGCUGCGUCUCGCUCAGCCCCUCCAUGCCUGCUUGAUGCGGUGCUCUCGCCAAGCUGCUCCCCAGGACUACGAAGCUGUGGCCCGGGGCAGUUUUUCUCUGCUUUGGAAGGGGGCAGAAGUCCUGGUGGAGCGGCGAGCUGCGUUCUCAGCCCGGCUGAAGGCCUUGAGCUUUCUAGUACUCUUGGAGGAUGAAAGUACCCCUUGUGAAGUUCCCCACUUUGCUUCUCCAACAGCCUGUCGAGUGGUGGCUGCCCAUCAGCUAUUUGAUGUCAGUGGGCAUGGUCUGAAUGAAACAGAUGCUGACUUCCUAGAUGACAUGCUCUCCAGGCAUGUGAUCAGCGCCUUGCUGGGUGAGGGAGGGGGUUCUCCUGGUGCUCUUUCUCCCCAGAGGGCCCUCUGUCUCUUGGAGCUCACCCUGGAACACUGCCGUCGCCUCUGCUGGAGCCGCCACCACGUCAAGGCCACCAGGGCAAUGAAGAAGGCCCAUGAUUACCUAAGGAUCACCAAUCUGGCCCCUAGCCUCCAGCUGUGCCAGCUGGGAGUUGAGCUGCUGCAGAUCAGAGAAGGAGGACCCCAGGCAGUGGCCAAGCUUCUGAUCAAGGCAUCAGCUGUCCUGAACAGCUGUAUGGAGGCACCAUCACCCCCGCUGCGGGCAUUGUGUGACAGCUGCCAGUUCUUCCUCUCAGGCCUGGAGCGAGGCAUCAAGAGACACUAUGGACUUGAUGCUGUUCUGGGCCUCUUUGCUUUUCUGGGCGGGUACCGCUCCCUCAUCCGGCAGCUGCAGGAUGGUGUCUGUGGGGACCCCUCCAAGCAGCAGCAGGCUUUGAUUCAGAUGCACUUUCAGGGACUUCACCUCUACACUGUGGUGGUUUAUGACUUUGCCCAAGGCUGUCAGGUAGCUGAUUUGGCUGACCUGGCCCAGCUAGUGGAAAGUUGCAAAUCUACCGUUGUCUGGCUGCUGGAGGCGUUACAGGGCCUGUCAGGCCGAGAGCUAACGGACUACCUGGGGAUGACUGCCUCUUACACCAGUAACUUGGCCUACAGCUUCUACAAUCACAAGCUCUAUGCUGAGGCCUGUGCCAUCUCCGAGCCCUUCUGCCAGCACCUGGGCUUGGCAAAGCCAGGCACCUAUCCUGAGGUGCCUCCUGAGAAGUUGCACAGGUGCUUCCGGCUGCAUGUAGAGAGUCUGAAGAAACUGGGUAAACAGGCCCAGGGCUGCAAGAUGGUGACUUUGUGGCUGGCAGCCCUUCAGCUCUGUGGCCCCAAACACAUGGCUGAGCCAGUCACCUUCUGGGUGCGGGUCAAGAUGGAUGCAGCCAGAGCUGGAGACAAGGAGCUACAGCUGCGGACUCUGCGAGACAGCCUGAGCGGCUGGGACCCGGAGACCCUGGCCCUCCUGCUCAGGGAGGAGCUGCAGGCCUACAAGGCAGUGCGGGCCAACACGGGACAGGAGCGGUUCAACGUCAUCUGUGACCUGCUGGAGCUGAGCCCCGAGGAGACACCAGCUGGGGCCUGGGCUCGAGCCACCCACCUGGUGGAGCUGGCUCAGGUGCUCUGCUACCACGACUUUGCCCAGCAGACCGACUGCUCUGCCCUGGAUGCUAUCCGGGAGGCCCUGCAGCUUCUGGAGUCUGUGAGGCCGGAGGCCCAGGCCAAGGAUCGGUUUCUGGAUGAUAAAGCACAGGCCCUGCUGUGGCUCUACAUCUGUACCCUGGAGGCCAAAAUGCAAGAAGGUAUCGAGCGGGAUCGGAGAACCCAGGCCCCGAGUAAUCUGGAAGACUUUGAAGUCAAUGACCUGAACUACGAAGAUAAACUCCAGGAGGAUCGUUUCCUAUAUAGUAACAUUGCCUUCAACCUGGCUGCAGAUGCUGCUCAGUCCAAAUGCCUGGACCAAGCCCUGGCCCUGUGGAAGGAGGUGCUCACGAAGCGGCAGGCCCCCGCUGUGCGGUGUCUCCAGCAGACAGCAGCCUCGCUGCAGAUUCUAGCGGCCCUCUAUCAGCUGGGGGCAAAGCCCCUGCAGGCUCUGGAAGUCCUCCUGCUUGUACGGAUCGUCUCCCAGAGACUGGAGGACCACGCAAAGGCAGCUGGCUCCUCCUGCCACAUCACCCAGCUCCUCCUGACGCUCGGCUGUCCCAGCUAUGCCCAGUUACACCUGAAAGAGGCAGAAUCAAGUCUAAAGCUUCUGGAUCACACCACUGACGCCUACCAGCUCCUCUCCCUGACCCGCGACCUACUGCAAAGUCAACUUUACUGUGCUCACCAGAAGGUGACUGAGGGCGCCUCUCUGUUGCUGUGUGUGCUUCGAGACCCUGCCCUCCAGAGGUCCUCCAAGGCCUGGUACUUGCUCCGUGUCCAGGCCCUGCAGCUGGUGGCAGUCUACCUUAGCCUCCCAGCAGACAGCCUGUCCGCCUCCCUGGGGGAGCAGCUCUGUGCCCAAGGCUGGCAGACACCUGAGAUAGCACUCAUCGACUCCCAUAAGCUCCUCCGAAGCAUCAUCCUCCUGCUCAUGGGCAGUGAUGUGCUCUCGAUUCAAAAAGCAGCAGUGGAGACACCAUUUCUGGACUAUGGUGAAAAUCUGAUACAAAAAUGGCAGGUUCUUACAGAGGUGCUGAGCUGCUCGGAGAAGCUGGUCUCCCGCCUGGGCCGCCUGGGCAGUGUGAGCGAAGCCAAGGCUUUUUGCUUGGAGGCCCUGAAACUUACAACGAAGCUACAGAUUCCGCGCCAGUGUGCCCUAUUCCUGGUGCUGAAGGGCGAGCUGGAGCUGGCGCGCAAUGACGUCGACCUCUGUCAGUCGGACCUGCAGCAGGUUCUCUUCUUGCUUGAGUCUUGCACAGAGUUUGAUGGACUAGCCCAGCGCCCGGACUCUGGGAAGAAGGUCCACCUGCAAAAGCGGAAGCAGCCGGCCCGCGGCCCGCGGCCUCCAGAGCUCCCGGAGGAGGAGCCCUUCCUGAGAGGCCCUGCCCUGGAGCUGGUGGCCACUGUGGCCAAGGAGCCUGGCCCCAUAGCACCUUCUACUAACUCCUCCCCUGUCCUGAAAAUGAAGCCCCAGCCCAGCCCCGGCUUCCUGACCCAUUCGCCCACCUGUGACUGCUCGCUCUGUGCCAACCCUGUCCUCUCAGCAGUCUGUCUGCGUUGGGCGUUGGUCACAGCAGGGGUGAGGCUGGCCAUGGGCCAUGAGGCCCAGGGUCUGGAUCUGCUGCAGGUCGUGCUGAAGGGUUGCCCUGCAGCCACUGAGCGCCUCACCCAAGCUCUGCAAGCUUCCCUGAGUCACAAAGCACCCCCUUCCCCUGUCCCGAGCCACUUGAAUGAGCUCUUUGCUCAGGCAUACACACAGCUAGCACUGGAGGGGCUGAGCCGGCCAUCAAAUAAGAGCCUGGGGAAGGUCCUGGAGUCAGGGCUGAAGUUUGUGGCAGCGCAGAUACCCCACCUGGAGCCCUGGCGAGCCAGCCUGCUCUUGAUUCGGGCCCUUGCAAAGCUGGCUGGCCUCAGCUCCUGUACUACCCAACUCUUUGCAAGCUCCUGGGGCUGGCAGCCACCAUUGGUAAAGGACCCCCCAGGCUCAGAGCCCUCUAAGCCUCGGAGCCAAAAGCAUUCUGGACGAGGGCGCCAGCAGGCUGUCUCUGCAACCCCGCCCCUCCAUAAUACCUCUCUGAAAGGUCUGGAAGGUAGAGGACCACCCUGUACACCUAAGCCCCCAGGCCGGAGCAGGCAGGCCGGCCCUCGUGUCCCUUUCACCGUGUUUGAGGAAGUCUUCCCUACACAGAGCAAGCCUGAGGUUCCCAAGGCCCCCAGAGUACAACAGAGGGUCCAGACGCGCCUCAAGGUGAACUUCAGUGAUGACAGUGACUUGGAAGACUUUGUCUCAGUUGAGGGGCGGCUUGCAGAGGGGCCCAAGAGACGAGGUACUGCUUCCCAGGGCCGGGGCCGCGCUAGGAAAGGCCCAAGCUCGAAGACCGAUGCAGUGGCUGCCCCAGGUAGUGCACCUGGGCGCCCUGGCCUCAGUGGCAGGAGCCGGAGGACCAAGACGGUGGCCUCAGGACAUUGUGAGGAGCUGGGCCCCGAGAUCAUGAGGACCAUCCCUGAAGAGGAACUGACUGACAACCAGAUGGAAAUGAGCUUUGAGAUCCUCAGGGGCUCUGAUGGGGAAGACUCAGCCUCAGGUGGGAAGGCAGCAGCGCCAGGGCCUGAUACGGCCAUAGGAGAAUGUGAGGUGUUGAGACGGGAUGCCAGCAAAGAGGAGCUGCCUGUCCCGUGCCCAGACAAGGAGAGAGACAAGGAUCUGGGUCCUCGGCUCCGACUCCCCUCAGCCCCUGCAGCCAUCGGUCUCUCUACCCUGGAUUCCAUCUGUGACUCACUGAGUAUUGCCUUCCGUGGGAUCAGUCACUGCCCUCCCAGUACACUCUAUGCUCACCUCUGCCGCUUCCUGGCCCUGUGCCUGGGCCACCGAGAUCCCUAUGCCACUGCCUGCCUUGUCACUGAGUCUGUCUCCAUCACCUGUCGCCACCAGCUGCUCACCCACCUCCACAGGCGGCUCAGCAAGUCCCAGAAGCAUCGAGGAUCGCCUGAUGUGGCAGACCAGCUGCAGGGGCUGAGCCUCCAGGAGAGGCCCGGAGAUGUCCCCCUGGCCCGCAUCCAGCGCCUCUUUUCCUUCAGACUUUCGGGAUCUGGCCACUUCCCCCAGCCCGAGAAGGAGAGUUUCCAGGAGUGCCUGGCUCUGAUCCCCAGUGGGGUGACUGUGUGUGUGUUGGCCCUGGCCACCCUCCAGCCUGGAACUGUGGGCAACACCCUCCUGCUGACCCGGCUGGAAAAAGACAAUCCCCCAGUCACUGUGCAGAUCCCCACUGCCCAGGGCAAGCUGCCUCUGAGUUUAGCCCUGAAAGAGUUUGAUGCCAUCCAGAAGGAACAGAAAGAGAACAGCAGCUGUACUGACAAACGAGAAUGGUGGACAGGGCGGCUAGAACUGGACCACAGGAUGGAGGUUCUCGUCACUUCGCUGGAGAAGUCUGUGCUGGGCUGCUGGAGGGGGCUGUUGCUGCCAUCCAGUCAGGACCCCGGCCCUGCCCAGGAGGCCUCCCGCCUACAAGAGUUGUUGCAGGGAUGUGGCUGGAAAUAUCCUGACCCCACUCUGCUGAAAAUCAUGCUCAGUGCUGCUGGUACGCUCACCUCUCAGGACGUGCAGGCCCUGGCCUACGGGCUGUGCCCAGCCCAGCCAGAGCGAGCCCAAGAGCUCCUGACGGAGGCUAUAGGACGUCUACAGGGUCAGACAGUAGCGAGCAAUAGCCACCUUGUCUUAGUGCUAGACAAGGACCUGCAGAAGCUGCCAUGGGAGAGCAUGCCCAGCCUCCGGGCACUGCCUGUCACUCGGCUGCCCUCCUUCCGAUUCCUCCUCAGCUACUCCAUCAUCAAAGAGGUUGGGGCCUCGUCAGUGCUGAGCCAAGGGGUGGAUCCACACAGUACCUUCUAUGUCCUGAACCCUCACAAUAACCUGUCAAACACUGAGGAGCAAUUUCGAGCUCAUUUUAGCAGUGAAGCUGGCUGGAAAGGGGUUGUCGGGGAAGUGCCGAGCCCGGAACAGGUGCAGGCAGCCCUGACGGAGCAUGACUUAUAUAUCUAUGCAGGCCAUGGGGCCGGUGCCCGCUUCCUGGACGGGCAGGCCGUCCUGCGGCUGAGCUGCCGGGCCGUGGCCCUGCUGUUUGGCUGCAGCAGUGCAGCCCUGGCUGUGCAUGGCAACCUGGAGGGGGCUGGCAUCGUGCUCAAGUAUAUCAUGGCUGGCUGUCCCCUGUUUCUGGGUAACCUCUGGGAUGUGACUGACCGUGACAUUGACCGCUACACAGAGGCUCUGCUGCAGGGCUGGCUUGGAGCAGGCCCAGGAGCUCCCCUUCUCUACUAUGUCAGCCAGGCCCGCCAGGCUCCCCGACUCAAGUAUCUUAUUGGGGCUGCCCCCGUAGCCUAUGGCUUGCCUGUCUUCCUGCAGUGACCCCUUGGAACUGUCCUAUCGCUGACUGUUCUACCUCCAAAGUUAGAUUUAACCCUUAGGGUAAAUAUUUUAAAUGAUUUU